Lodderomyces margitis is the source of this 1059-nucleotide messenger RNA. RefSeq names its product zinc-dependent alcohol dehydrogenase. The transcript has a single exon. The record is from RefSeq and is a predicted model, not a curated record. NCBI's taxonomy places the organism in Eukaryota, Fungi, Ascomycota, Pichiomycetes, Serinales, Debaryomycetaceae. Bases 1 to 1059 code for a protein of 352 amino acids. Gene Ontology annotation, molecular function: oxidoreductase activity; zinc ion binding.
AUGUCAGUGGAAAUCCCCAAAACCCAAAAGGCCAUAAUCGUUGACUAUGACAACGGCCCAUUACAAUACAAGGACAUUGCUGUUCCCCCAAUCAAACCCAACGAGAUAUUAGUCAAUAUCAAGUAUACGGGAGUAUGUCAUAGCGAUUACCAUGCCUGGAGAAACGAUUGGGAAGAAACAAAUUUGAAACAUCCGCUCAUUCUUGGCCACGAGGGUGCUGGUAUUGUUGUUUCAAUGGGGGAAGAUGUACAAGGCUGGGAGAUUGGUGAUUAUGCUGGUGUAAAAUUAAUCAAUUCCACCUGUUUAGUCUGUGAUUAUUGUCAACAAGGACGUGAAACUGCUUGCAAAUUGCAAACUUUACAUGGCGUCACUUGUGAUGGGACAUUUCAACAAUAUUGUGCCACUGAUGCCAUCCAAGCGGCCCAAUUACCCCACGACAUUGACUUGAAAUCAGUGGGACCAAUUUUGUGCGCUGGAAUCACCGUUUAUACUGGAUUGAAAGCAUCAGAAGCCAAACCGGGGCAAUGGGUCGUCAUCUCGGGAGCUGCUGGGGGUUUAGGCUCAUUGGCAAUCCAGUACGCCAAUUGUUUGGGAUUGCGAGUAAUUGGAAUCGAUGGAGGAAAGGAAAAGGGCGAAUUCAUUAAACAAUUAGGUGCUGAAGCAUUUAUUGAUUUCACUGAAGCCAACGAUAUUGCUAAACUAGUUAUGGAGAUUACCAAAGGUGCUGGAGCUCAAGCGGCAUUAAAUGUAACUAGUUCGGAAGCAUCCAUACAACAAAGUGUAUCGUACGUCAAGCCAUAUGGAACUGUGAUUCUAAUUGGCUUACCUCCUCAAGCAAAACUUAGUAUUGAUGUUAUGAGUACUGUGGUCGAUCAAGUAACCGUUAGAGGUUCAUAUGUAGGAACUAAGCGAGACACCACUGAAGCUGUUGGGUUUUUCGCCAGAGGAUUGAUUAAAUGUCCCAUUAAGGUCGUGGGAAUGACUGAGGUAGGAAAAGUAUUUGAAGAAAUGGCAGAGGGAAAAAUAUUAGGUCGGUAUGUUCUUGAUACAUCAAAGUAA